Cuscuta epithymum is the source of this 2374-nucleotide messenger RNA. The record is from the annotation of a GenBank genome assembly. Lineage: Eukaryota; Viridiplantae; Streptophyta; Magnoliopsida; Solanales; Convolvulaceae.
CUAUCCCACAAUCUAUAUUCUAUCUUUUUUCCUUUACGAGCAAAAUGACUUCAAGAUCAAGUAGUUACAGCAUAGCUGAAGACGUGUUGUUGUGUCAAGUGUAUUUAGACAUAACUCAAGACCCGAUCAUCGGCAGAUAUCAAUCUGCAAAUGAUUUCUGGUCACGCGUUGAGGCUAAGUACAACGAACAACGUCAACAAAAUCACGAGCAUCGUAAUACACGUUCACUGCAUUCAAGAAUGGAUACAAUAAGUACUCAGGCACGGAAGCUAAAUGGGUGUGUGAAGCAAGUUGAGAAUUUAAACCCAAGUGGUGCUUCAGAAAAAGAUAUUCUCCCAACAAUGGCGACAAUGGAGAACUUGAUCGGGCUGGUAAAUAGAAUCCAACGAGCCUGCACUGUCUUGGGAGAUCACGGCGGCGAAGGAUCCCUCUGGGAAGCCCUUCCUUCGGUGGCCGUCGUCGGAGGGCAGAGCUCUGGCAAAUCAUCAGUCCUGGAAAGCGUUGUGGGGAGAGAUUUUCUACCUCGUGGAUCGGGCAUUGUUACAAGGAGACCAUUGGUGCUGCAACUCCAUAAGACUGAGGGUGGGGCAGAAUAUGCGGAGUUUCUUCAUGCUCCUAAAAAGAGACUUACAGAUUUUGCUGCUGUGCGACAAGAGAUUUCAGAUGAGACAGAUCGCAUUACUGGGAAAACCAAGCAAAUAUCAAAUGUCCCAAUUCACCUGAGCAUCUAUUCUCCUAAUGUUGUAAAUCUAACUCUUGUAGAUCUUCCUGGGCUGACAAAGGUUGCUGUAGAGGGGCAACCAGAGAGUAUUGUAGAAGAUAUUGAAAUGAUGGUGCGCUCUUAUGUGGCAAAGCCCAAUUGCAUCAUUUUGGCUAUUUCUCCAGCCAACCAAGACAUUGCAACUUCUGAUGCUAUAAAACUUGCAAGAGAAGUUGAUCCUUCAGGAGAAAGGACAUUUGGAGUGUUAACUAAACUAGAUCUGAUGGAUCAAGGAACAAAUGCCUUGGAUGUGCUUGAAGGUAGGUCAUACAGGCUCCAACAUCCGUGGGUUGGAAUUGUGAAUCGUUCACAGGCUGACAUUAAUAAGAAUGUUGACAUGAUGUAUGCCCGUCGUAAGGAACAAGAGUAUUUUGAGUCCAGCCCUGAAUAUGGACAUCUAGCUCAUAAAAUGGGUUCUGAGUAUCUGGCAAAACUUCUCUCACAGCAUUUGGAGGUUGUCAUUAGGCAGCGCAUACCGGGUAUCAUUGCACUAAUAAAUAAGACCAUAGAUGAGCUUAAUGCGGAGUUGGAUCGUAUUGGACGGCCUGUUGGUGUAGAUGGAGGGGCACAUCUGUAUACAAUAUUGCAAAUGUGCCGUGCAUUUGAUCGCAUAUUUCGAGAACAUCUUGAUGGAGGGAGGCCAGGUGGUGAUAGGAUAUAUGCUGUCUUUGAUCAUCAGCUCCCCUCUGCCAUGAAAAAGCUUCCUCUGGAUCGCCACCUUUCGUUGAAUAAUGUCAAGAAAGUCAUUUCUGAGGCAGACGGUUAUCAGCCUCACCUGAUUGCACCUGAACAAGGAUACAUGAGAUUGAUUGAUGGAUCCCUUGGAUACUUCAAGGGUCCUGCUGAAGCUUCUGUUGAUGCGGUGCACAUCAUAUUGAAAGAAUUGGUGAGGAAGUCCAUUGCCCAGACAGAGGAAUUGAAGCGAUUCCCAACACUUCAAUCUGAUAUAGCUGCUGCUGCAAAUGAUGCACUUGAGAGAUUUCGUGAUGAAAGUCGCAAGACGGUUACGAGACUGGUGGAAAUGGAAUCUUCAUACCUGACUGUGGAGUUUUUCAGGAAGCUUCAGACAGAGCCAGAGAAAAAUGCAAACACAAACCAAAAUAGUUCAAAUACAGACCGCUACACUGAUCAUCAUCUCAGAAGAAUUGGAUCAAAUGUCACUGCAUAUGUUGGCAUGGUAUGCGACACAUUAAAGGUUACUAUUCCCAAGGCAGUUGUUUAUUGCCAAGUUCGAGAGGCUAAGAGAGCACUGUUAAACAGGUUCUACUCUGAAGUUGGAAGGAGAGAGAAGGAGCAAUUGGGGAAAAUGCUGGAUGAAGAUCCUUCACUAAUGGCAAAGAGGGAGGCCAUAGCCAAGAGGCUGGAGCUGUACAAGUCUGCUAGAGAUGAGAUUGACUCUGUUGCCUGGAAAUGAAAAACUGGCCAAAUUCUUCCAAUCUUCUCCCUUACAUCUGUCUAGUUAAUUGAUUAGUUCACACAUAUAUAGCAUUCUCAUUAUUUGAUUUAUAGUUCGAGUAUGCUAAAUCAUACUUCUUAUUCUUUUUCCACACAAAAAUAAUAAUAGAUCGAAAUGCCCCUGAUGUAAACAUGUUAACAUGUAUUCUUAUUGCCAGU